Polypterus senegalus (gray bichir) is the source of this 5168-nucleotide messenger RNA. Its product is annotated as gastrula zinc finger protein XlCGF17.1-like. Gene Ontology annotation, molecular function: DNA-binding transcription factor activity; RNA polymerase II cis-regulatory region sequence-specific DNA binding. Bases 1049 to 1807 code for a protein of 252 amino acids. The transcript is spliced from 3 exons. The record is from RefSeq and is a predicted model, not a curated record. Gene Ontology annotation, biological process: regulation of transcription by RNA polymerase II. NCBI's taxonomy places the organism in Eukaryota, Metazoa, Chordata, Cladistia, Polypteriformes, Polypteridae.
ACAGGCCCUAGCAGGGUUGAGCUUCCAUGCUCCAAACCCCUGGCCCCACUGCAAACCACGGGGGUUGCCCUCUAGUGGAGGAAGAUGAUGUCCAGAAUAAGUCCUCUCCCCCAGUCCUUCCAUUAUCAAGGCAUUUUGGACGGGCAAGAACCCCGGCGGUCCGCCACAACACUAAACAUCUUCAUCCUGGCAGGAGUUAUUCAAAAGCUCAAUAUUCAGGCAUCUAAAAUGCAGUUUACAUGUGGACGAAGGGCCAAAAGGCAUAUGAAGUGCUACGUUUUAAAAAAAUACCCAGAUACAAAGGGAUCCUCCUUCUCAGGUCACAUGGUCUCGCAGUGAGGUGCAGGACAGGACUGUCCAUGUGAGGAGGGACUCUUUGAAGAGAUGAGCAAAACAAUUAAAAGUGGAGUAGAGUUUUACACGGAGCCUGGCUUCAGCCACCAGUGACAGCAUGGAUGAAAGAUCGGAGCACAUUAAAGAAGAGGACUGUGAGUGGGGUCCCUCCGUGGACGUGUGUACAAAGUUGGAGGAUUCCAAAGGAAGAACUUCAGUGUUUAAGGAGGAGGAAGAGGAAGUGGGUGCGAUGAUGGCUGAGAAUUCAAAAGAUUUCCAAGGGGAUUGGUUCAAGCAAGAUAUAAUUAAAGGCUCCAAUUCCAGUUUACUGCCCUGGGUCACUGCUAUGGGACAACGAGCUGCCCAUCAGGAUUCUGUAGAAGUGAAGCCUGAGUUGUCUGGGUUUAGGGUGAAAAUCGCUGAAGGAAAAGGGAGAGAAGCAGAAGAGCAGCAGUCAUCUCGGAGAGCUGGAAGAAACAUACAGGAGAAUGUCAGCUUCACCCCAUCUUCGGUUACUGAGACGUCUCCCCAUUGCAGACUGCAACACAAACAGGACAAGGAGAAGAUGAAGAAAUCAGCAAGAGGACCAUGGAAUUUGACAGCAGCCUCUUUACAGUGCAGUUCUCUUCCUGUAAGAGAAGCCGUACACGCUGAAUGAAAACAAACACACAGCACAGAUCAAGAGGCUUUGUAUGCUGACCAGGAGUGUGGACAAAUGGGUAAAGUCAAAUCUGACUGCAACAAUCUCACAUCAGUUCAUACAAGAGCAAAGUCACAUUGCUGUUCUGAAUGUGGCAAACGAUUCCCCCAUAACUGCAGGCUCCAGGCACAUAUUAGAAGCCAUAUGGGAGAAAAACUUUAUUGCUGCUCUGAAUGUGGCAAACGAUUCCUCCAUAACAGCAGGCUUCAGGCUCACAUAAGAAGUCAUACUGGAGAAAAACCUUUUUGCUGCUUUGAAUGUGGCAAACGAUUUUCCCAUAACUGCAGUCUCCAAACACAUACAAGAAUCCACACGGGUGAAAAACUCUAUGGCUGUGCUGAUUGUGGGAAAAGAUUCAUCGAUAGUGGCCACCUUCAGAGCCACAUAAGAAUUCAUACUGGAGAGAAACCAAAUUGCUGUCCUGAGUGUGGCAAACAAUUUGUUCUCAGUAGCAAUCUUCAGCAACACACAAGAAGUCAUACUAGGGAAAAGCCAUAUAGUUGUUUGGAAUGUGGCAGAAAAUCUCUCCAUAAUAGCACUCUUCAAAGACAUACAAGAAUCCACACAGGUGAAAAACCAUAUUGCUGUCCCGAAUGUGGCAAACGAUUCACCAGCAGUAAUGGCCUUUGGCAGCACACACAAAUUCAUAUGGGAGAGAAGCCAUAUUGCUGUUCAGAAUGUGGCAAACGAUUCCUCCAACGUGGCAGACUUAAGGCAUAUUUAAGAAUUCAUACUGGAGAAAAGCCUCAUUGCUGCCUUGAAUGUGGCAAGUGAUUUUCUGACAUUAGCAGUCUCCACAGACAUACAAGAAUCCACACUGGAGAAAAGCCCUAUGGCUGUUCCGAAUGUGGAAAAAAAAUCAUUGACACUAGCACUCUUCACAAACACUUAAGAGGUCAUACUGCAGAAAAGCCAUAAUGCUGUUUUGAAUGUUGGCAAUCAACUUUUCCAAAACAGCAGUCUACAAAAUCACAUAAGAAGUCAUACUAAUCUGCCGUUGUGAACUGUGACAGGACAUGUUCCCCUAACAAAAGCCUUCAGAAUAAUUUUAAAGCCAACGAUAAAGGUGACCUAAAUGUGGUAAAGAAUUCUCACAUUAAGUAACAUCCAUUGCCACUUAAGAAUCCACAGUGCAGAAAAGCCAUACUGUUGCACUGAGUGUGGUAAAUGAUUCUCAGACAGCAGUGUACGUUAGGGCUGUAAAUGAAUUCUCAUUUGUAAGAAGCCUCACAGCAGGUCUGAAUAUGCCAAGUGUUUCUUAGACAGCAGGAAUCUUAAUGGCCGCAUAACAAUUCACACUGGAGAAGCCCUGAAGGAGUAACCUGAAGUGUGAAGAAUGAAGGAGUGGAUGGAGGACUGAAACGUAAGGCAGCUAAUUCCUGAAGUCUUGAUGAGUACCUUCACAUGGUGAGGUUUGUUGUUUAAAACUGAUCAUGUAACUCCUAAAAGUAAAAAUAUGUUCACUGAAUGACAGAAAAGGUUCUUCAUUCUGGCUGUAUAUCUCCCAGGAUAAAAAAAAAUAUGGUCUCCCUCUGCUUUGGCUCUCUGGUGGUGGUAGUGAUAGUGUGUCAUCCUCAGAUGAAGAGUAGAACAUCUCCAAUGUAGUUACAGAUGAACAGUGUGGCAGCAGAAAAGGCCAGACCACAAAAGUACAACUGGAGCAGGAAAUUAUGAGGACUGGACACAGACCAGUAGUGAAAUGAAGACAAAGCUGAGGUCAAGUACUCCUACUGUUAGGACAGAAAUCCAGAAUUUCAGCUUAAAGAUGUGCCAGGAGUAGUCAUGGAAAAUAAAUCCUGACAUUCUUUAAGAUAACUGAACCAAAUCUAAUUUCUUCAGUUGGAACAAUUCAUUAAAGGCAGCAAAUAUAUCAAGAGAAAAGGAGAGACAACCAGAAGACAAAGAGAAUAAAGAGAACAGGCAGAGACCUUUGAUGAAGAGAAGAGGAGAACCUCAUAUGGGGUGGCACAUAGGACAAAAUUAAAGCCUACAAAACUAAAUUAGAAAAAAAAACGGAAAUAUUUGAAAAUAAAUUCAGAAAUAAACACUCAAAAAUAAACAGGCACACUCAGAAAGUGAUUUUAACCCAGAAGCUAAAAGUCCUGAAAAGCAAUCAGUUUUCAAAUGAAGACAUGCAGAUAACCAAGAGAGAAGAUUUUGAGGAAUUAAAAAUGGAAUUCCUACUGGCGCCCUACCCGGGGUUUCUUUCCUGCCUUGCGCCCUGUGUUGGCUUGGAUUGGUUCCAGCAGACCCCCUUGACCUUAUAGUUAGGAUGUAGCAGGUUGGAUAUAGAUGGGUGGAUGGAUUCCUACUGGCCUCGGUCUCCACAUUGGUUGGGUUAUCUACAUUAGGGGGGCCAGUGAGACACAAACCCCAGAAUGCCACCAGAUGGUGAUGCUGUGCUCAACUUUUUAAAAAUAAAACUAUUCACAGCAAACUCAACUAAGUCUUCUUAAUAAUUUCUGUCACCAGAAUAUGACCGAGUAAGGUUGAGCCGAAAUUAGAGUUCUAAAGUUCCAGGGGUCUGCUGACACCCACCGCAUAUUAGAUCGAUAACUGGGGAUAUGCGGGCGAAUGUCGCUUUAUAAAUGCACAACGUCUUAAAUGGCAUCGGGCAAUGUCAGGCACAGAAACUGGAGGAGUGAACCUGCUGGAGAACUUUAUUGGACUUUUCAUCCAAAAAACACACACACACAGAUGCUUCAUAGCAAUAAGGGAUGAAAGCUGAAAUGGAGUUCUGCGUUCAGUAAAUGUGAUCCUGAGUAACCUGGUUGGUUCUCAAGUGUCAUGUCAUCUGAUCAAGACUCGGCUGGAGACCCGAAGGAUGGCAACUCCUUCCAACCAAAGUGAGGACAAUAGCAUAUUUUUGAGCUAGUCAUUCAAAGCAUGGAAAAUGAUUGUCCAUAUCCAAGUUUUUAAUGCACUCAGCUCCUUUACAGUGUCACGUUCUAAAUGCUGCAUCGUCCAGAGAGGGAGGGGAACGAUGGUCUGCAUCAGCAGGUGAAAGCAGCACCGUAGACUGGCAGCAAAUCGUAAGAGACUGAUAAACGAUCGAAUGAAAAGCAAGCUGCAUUGUGUCAGCUAAGACUGAGCUGUACAGGCAUUUGUACAGAGCUGACAAUCAGAUCAGCCACCUGUUUCCAACUCCAGCAGCUCAGCUUUUACCAGUGUAGUUGUGUGCUGCGCUUACCAGCACUGCUGCCUAUGAUUUUAGCCUUACUGGUGCAACAAGCAAUUAUUAAUUGAACACCUUGGUUCCAACUAAAUGAUGAGAAUUCAUUAAUUAAAAGUCAAGUUGGGGAGCAGGUACUGGUAUAGUGCUUUGCCGCACUCACUACACAACGAAACAACUCGGGAUCCCGGUUGGCAAACACCCCAGGCAGACACGCAGUACAAUUAAAAGGCCUCCAAUUUUUAUUAGAUCAGAUUAGGAAUGUGAGAAUAUGAGGAAUGUAAAGCAGGACCAGGUGAUGGUCAUCUCCGGGUCAUGCGGCAAGUAUGACCUUCAAGUCCUAACGAUUGUUAUGAAAAGAAUGAUGAUUAUUAGGAGAAAGGUGUUUACAAGGCGAAGUAAUUGUUAUGAAAACAGGUACAGCACGAGUACAUUAUUAGGAAGAUAACAUGUAAAGUGAAUGACGAGAAUUAUGUACAAAACGGGGAUGUUCUGUGAUUAGAACUGAAAUAAAGAUGAGGCGCGCCCAAACCAUCGGGCUCACUUCAUGAACUGAGGCAGGCUUCAUGUGCUCUGCAAUGGUUUCCUAAGCUGUGCAGUAAAGUCUAAAUUCUGAAGACUCCACUCAUUUUUUCUGAAGAUUUCUCCAAAACGUUAUGUCAGAUCAUUUGUAACUGCGGUGUGAGAAACAACAGCUGCACAAAAGAAGAGCAAUGUGCAGUGAUUUGUUUUUUUUUUUGUGGGACAAGGGUGAGACCGGUGGUGAUAUUAAUUGAAGACUCUGUGCACAGUAUGGAAAACAAAAGUGUUUUGACUUGAAGAAGUGUGUAUGAAUGGAGAAUGAAGUUCCAUAGAAGGUCGCACAAGUGUCAGCCAUGAAGAAGGAGGAGCUGGAUGCCCGUCCACAUUCAUGACUGAUGACAACAUUGAGCGUACAGGUAAAAUGAUUCUGUUGAAUAGACG